UCGACUUCCUAAGAUAACAACAUUCACUACUUCGGUUCGUGUACAGAGCUUUGUUGUGGAGUGUUCUGUUAUUCUAAUGCCUUUAUCUGAUUAAAGGAUUUGGAUUAGGAGAAACCAACGAAGCACAUAUUUAUAAACAAAAUGAUAUGAUUGGAGGUGGUUGAUCCAUAUAUACUGUUGAGAAGGACGUUCCUGGAAGAUUCACAUCAGCGCGCAUUAUACGGCAAAUUGCUUGAUAAAAUACUUGAUUUCAAUGUCCUUCACUGGGCACAGUUAAAACCCCUGGAAGGUCAUAUUGUCCUAUCAAAGGGUCACCUUCUUCCCUAAGGCUAUGGAAGAAGCAAGAGGAUUCAUAGGCCUUAUCUUUUGGCUACUUAUUACAGGGGCAUGUUCUUCCUCCUUCCAAUUCUUGAACAACUGCACCUACCCAGUGUGGGUCGGCACCCUUUCCGGCGCCGGCAGCCCUUCACUGGCCCAAACAGGAUUCGAGCUUCAGCCGGGCCAGUCCACAUCCCUUGCCGCUCCCCCCGCAUGGUCGGGCCGCUUCUGGGCCCGGACCAACUGCUCCACCAAUCCCGUCACCGGCAAAUACUCCUGCACCACCGCCGACUGCUCCACCGGAAAGGUCUCAUGUGAUGGCUCGGGCGCCACUCCCCCCGCCACCCUCAUCGAAAUCACUCUAGGCACCAAUGGCGGCAAAGACUUCUACGACAUUAGCCUCGUCGAUGGCUUCAACGUGCCGGCGUCGAUGGCUCCGAUGGGAGGAAAAGGAGAUUGCAAAGUCACGAGCUGCCCGACCGACGUGAAUGAGGUUUGUCCGGAGGAAUUGAGGGUGGCUGAGGGAGAUGGCACUGGGGUGGUGGCUUGUAAGAGCGCUUGUGAGGCGUUUGGAGAUCCAAGGUAUUGCUGUACUGGGACGUAUGGGGGUCCUAACACAUGCAAGCCCACCAACUACUCCAAGGUGUUCAAGGGUGCAUGUCCUUUGGCUUAUAGUUAUGCCUAUGAUGAUGCCACUAGCACUUUCACCUGUGCUGGUGCUAGCUAUGUCGUUACGUUUUGUCCUUGAUUAACAUUUGCCAUAUCAAGUAUGGUUGCCGAA
Messenger RNA from Elaeis guineensis (African oil palm), 1099 nucleotides. RefSeq names its product thaumatin-like protein 1b. The record is from RefSeq and is a predicted model, not a curated record. NCBI's taxonomy places the organism in Eukaryota, Viridiplantae, Streptophyta, Magnoliopsida, Arecales, Arecaceae.